AUGGCAAUUAUAGAUGGCUCGACUUGUUACCACGUCUUGUCUCGGCGUAAUAAUACGCGAAAGCAUCGAACUAUCGAUAUGCGACCCAUCGAUGUUAUCCCCGCAAUCGCAGACAAACUCUUGACCACAGUGUAUAAUCACAUAAAAAUUGCUGCACCCGCACGAUUCAAAACAGGCGAUUCGGUACAUGUGAGUAAAUUCAAGACAAUAUUUGAAAAAGGUUAUAUACCAAAUUGGACCAUGGAAGUGUUUAAGAUCAUCAAAGUUCAGAAAACUAAUCCCAUGACGUAUCUAUUGCAAGAUUCAUAUGGAAAAUCAAUCGCUGGAGGAUUCUACGAAUACGAAUUGCAUCGCGUUGUAAACCCCGACGUGUAUCUCGUUGAAAAAGUAUUAGGCAAAAGGAGGAACGAGGUUUAUGUUAAAUGGUUGUGA
Messenger RNA from Pogonomyrmex barbatus (red harvester ant), 432 nucleotides. RefSeq lists its product as uncharacterized. The record is from RefSeq and is a predicted model, not a curated record. Lineage: Eukaryota; Metazoa; Arthropoda; Insecta; Hymenoptera; Formicidae.